AUGGAAAGAGUUGGCUUGUUAACCAUGGGCGAUUAUGGGAUUCGCCAUGAUGAUAUCAAGUAUUUCAAGAUGGAUUCGAUCAUUCGUGGACGUGGACCCGAUCGUCUCAAAUAUCUCGAUUUGGAAGGUCGCUGGGUGCUCUCGGGUCGUAAAUCGAUUCCGUUCAUUUCUCAGGCAUUCCGUCAUCUCGAGAAUCUCAACGAUGCAACUCUUCCAUUCCGGGAUAUCAAGGAAGAGCCAUUGAAUGCGAUUGGAAUGAUUGGAUGGACACGAUCAUCUGUGGAACCAGUUGAACAACCAAAAGUAGAGAAGAAAUUGCCGCGUUUCGAGAAGCCGCCAGUGUUUGUAGCUGAAGAAAUCCCGCCAUCGCCUCGUGAACCACUUCCUCAUAGAUCAUACGGAUACGGGCCAGCUCACGAGAAGAGACGUCUUUCUGUCUCUUCUGCCCGUUCUCGUUCAGCUUCUCCUCGUCCCGAGAGUCCCUAUCCCGAAUACGAUAAAUACGCGAAAUAUCAAAGAAAGGAUUCAAUUUCUUCUCUUGGUGGAGGUCGCCCGAUUGAAGAGGGCUACCAUUCGGGAGCCCCAUCACCUCAACCGUACACUGAAGAAGAGGGCUGGCUUCCCCCGCAUCGUACUCAAGGUCUCAGUCCCCGUCCCACCUCAAGAACUCGUAAAUAUUACGAUAACGAGUACGAUCCAACCUACAUUCAAAAAGCCAACAAAAAGAACGACGGACUAUCAGUGAACACGAAAAUUUCCGGGCAAGUUGGACAUAAAUAUCGACCGACGAGCAGUCUCGAUAGUAUGGGAAGUAGUGGAUCCGAGCAAAACUCGCCAACAGACGGUGGUCAUGGAUUGGCGAAAGGACGAGAUGAAGUUGUGAUGAUACAAUAUGAAAUGAGAGCACAGGGGCAACGACCACAACGAAUGACAACACAUCGUGCACAC
Mesorhabditis belari is the source of this 948-nucleotide messenger RNA. Lineage: Eukaryota; Metazoa; Nematoda; Chromadorea; Rhabditida; Rhabditidae. The record is from the annotation of a GenBank genome assembly.